Molecule: messenger RNA, 1350 nt
Organism: Pseudocercospora fijiensis CIRAD86
Lineage: Eukaryota; Fungi; Ascomycota; Dothideomycetes; Mycosphaerellales; Mycosphaerellaceae
Exons: 2
Coding region: 1-1350 (449 amino acids)
Molecular function (GO): peroxidase activity
Source: RefSeq, a predicted model, not a curated record
AUGUUGUCCAAGGCUUUCGCAACAGCGGCGCUGCUCAAUGCCGCAGCGGCAUUCCCACAUAUUGCUCAGAUGGUGGAGAAGCAGCGUAUGGAAGAGCUAGGUGUUCCAGAUGGUGCCAUUGCAUUCCCAGAAUGGCCAGGCUCGCCAUUGCACGCCUCAUUCGACAAAUUCGAUCCUUCAAGCCAGCUUGUGUCAACAUCCGGUGACCACGCAUGGCAAGCACCAGGUCCGGGUGACAUUCGAGGCCCAUGCGCUGGUCUCAACGCUGCAGCAAACCACGGCUAUCUUCCGAGGUCAGGUAUUGUGGAUGCGGACGCCAUCAACACGGGUCUAUGGCAGGCAUUCGGCUUGGACAAGACGGCCACCAUCUUCCUCCAGACUGCCACCUCUUUCUUCAAUGGAGAUCCAAUCUCCGGCAGAUGGAGCAUUGGCUACCACAGCGACAAGACCCAAUCACUUGGUGCUGUGGGCGACCUCCUCGGCAACGAGACCGGUAUCUGCGCAUACGGUCAUCUUCGCAGCGAGGGCGAUGCAUCAAUCACUCGCGGUGACUGGCUCGCGCCAAGCAUGAACUCGAACUGCGCAUCAUACCCAGUCUUCAUGCAGGAGCUCCUCGACCUUGCAAAGGCCAGGACAGGCGGCAACUUGACUCCAAGAGUCAUGGCCGAGCACUCCGACAACCGCAAGAAGUACUCCAUCGCCAACAAUCCCAACUACUUCUCGCCACCUUACGCCGGUGUCGCCUUCACCUUCGGCGCUCACAUGUUCGCCUUCCAGCUCUUGGCAAAUCACAGCGCCACCGAGCCACGAGGCUUCCUGACCCCAGAAGUCUUCAUGAGCUUCUUCUCGUACACCCAGGAUGGCAGCGGCAACUUGCAGUACAAGUACGGCCAUGAGCGCAUUCCAGACAACUGGUACCGCCGCCACAACGACGAUCCCUGGACGCUGAACGACAUUGCCAUCUCUACUGCUCAGCAAUGCGCGUCAUAUCCAUCCGCUUGCUUGGUGGGUGGCAACACUGGUGAAGUAAACAGCUUCGAUGGCUUUGACCUGGGUGACAUCUCCGGUGGCUUCGUCAACAGCGUUUCUGACCUGUCCGACCCUAAGCGCAUGGCUUGCUUCAUUGCUCAGGCCAUUCGUGCUGAUACUCCAAGCUUCUUGGACAAGGUCUUCUCCGGUGCCACUUUGAGCACUGUGUUGGGACUGGUUGGUACGCAGAUGGAGCCGGUCCUGAAGACUCUGGGUGACUGCCCGAAUCUGCCAGCAGGCAAGAGCGUCUUCGGUCCAAAUUCAAAGUAUCCAGGUGCUAGAUUGGCGACCAGUGGAAGCAGGAAUCCAUUUAAGAAGUGA